Messenger RNA from Erigeron canadensis, 987 nucleotides. RefSeq names its product pathogenesis-related thaumatin-like protein 3.5. The transcript has 3 exons. The record is from RefSeq and is a predicted model, not a curated record. NCBI's taxonomy places the organism in Eukaryota, Viridiplantae, Streptophyta, Magnoliopsida, Asterales, Asteraceae. Bases 1 to 939 code for a protein of 312 amino acids. Gene Ontology annotation, cellular component: extracellular region. Gene Ontology annotation, biological process: defense response.
AUGCUCACAAUAUCAAGUACAAGAUUUGUCAUUUUAGCCUUUUUCGUAUCGUUCUUGGCCCGUUCAUCGGCUUCUGUGUUUACCGUUGUGAACAACUGCCCGUUUACGAUAUGGCCUGCUACACUUUCUGGUGCAGGAACAACCCCGCUUCCAACUACAGGGUUUCAGUUAAAUUCGGGCCAAAGUGCUCAGAUUCCUACGACACCAAAAUGGUCAGGGCGUGUAUGGGCUAGAACAGGCUGCACAUUUGAUCCGUCUGGUGUAGGUAAAUGUGAAACUGCAGACUGUGGUGGCAAGAUUGAGUGUGGUGGUAUGGGUGCGACGCCUCCAGCAUCUCUAUUUGAGAUAACGAUAGGUGGAUAUGAUAAUUUAGAUUAUUAUGAUGUUAGUUUUGUAGAUGGUUAUAAUCUGCCUAUCCUUGUCGUGCCACGCUCUACUGCUAGUAGUUGUAAUGCCACUGGUUGUGCUUCUGAUAUUAACAUGGGCUGCCCGAAAGAGCUUCAGGUGAUUGGUCAAGAUGGAGGAGGACGUCCAGGCGGAGUGAUAGCGUGCAAUAGUGCUUGUGGUGCAUUUGGAAUUGAUCAAUAUUGUUGCAGCGGGCAAUAUGCGAAUCCAAAUACAUGUAAACCAUCUUACUACUCAAGCAUCUUUAAACGAGCUUGCCCACGAGCUUACAGCUAUGCGUUUGAUGAUGGCACCAGCACGUUUACAUGCAACGCUUAUGAAUACGCCAUUAUCUUUUGUCCCAAUGCAAACAACGGCAUGGAGCAACCCGUUGAGCCUGGGCCAGUAAUAGCUCCACAUAUGAAAAAUGGGAAGAAAAGAGGGGUUAGAGGGUUUACACAUACAAACGCAUCAUCAAAUGCCAAUUUACGCAUUUCUGUAUCGAUACGCGCCGUUAUAGUAACAUUUAUAUCAUUGUAUUUGGUAAAUAUGUAACCGUCUUUGGUAUUAGUUCUUUCUGUAUCGCCCCAUGAUUCACCUUGA